Messenger RNA from Armigeres subalbatus, 4006 nucleotides. RefSeq lists its product as uncharacterized. NCBI's taxonomy places the organism in Eukaryota, Metazoa, Arthropoda, Insecta, Diptera, Culicidae. The coding region runs from base 1027 to 2952 and encodes 641 amino acids. The record is from RefSeq and is a predicted model, not a curated record. The transcript has 6 exons.
AGCAGCAGUAGCAGCAGCAGCAGCAGUCAUGUGCGGAUCUGAGACAUAUUUAUGCUUCAGUUCGAAUUAGUUUAUCUUCGGACGCCGCGCCGGCAAGACGCGCAUUCGGACACUGCAGUGGACUGCCCAUUUUCCACGCUAGUCCUGCAUACACACGAGCCUGACGAUUCGGUUCGAUUUCGCUACUUGCUGUUCAAUAGUGGUAGCUACAUAUGGACACACGUACGUUGAACGAGUUCGAAGUGAUAACUCAGAAACAACCAUAGCGCAAGGAUAUCGCAGCCGAUUCGAGGACACCCCGUUGAUUGUGCCUUGGCACCGUCUUUCGUUGAAGUGGAAGAGAGUCUACGAGUGCAGUCAUGGAGUUAGUCACUGCCGGUUGAGUUUUUCUGCUGCUUCCAUUGCGGCACGCAUUUUAGAACCCAACGGUCGGUGGUGAAUCAGCUGUGGGUUGACAGGUUGACCUUUGACGUCGCGACGCGCGGCGGUGCAUCGUUCGCAAUUUCUUGAGUGCAUCCGUGGCGCGGUGCAGUGCGUAUGCUGACACCCUUAGUGCUGCUUAGACGGGAGUGAUAGGACCGAGGCAAAGUGCGGGAAAACAAACGGAAAGCCGGUCGUGCGCGACGGCCGUGGUGCCGCCGGAAAAUUCUGCAUGUGAUGCGCUCUUGGUGCACAUACCAUGUGAUUCAAACGCAAUUAAAAUAGAUAGCGGCAAAUCACUAACGACACCGGCGUCAAACUGAUGUAUGCGUUGUGCUAUUGGCUGUUCUUUGUGAAAUUUGGGUGCAAAUUUGGCUGCGAGGUGCGAAGAAAUGUUUAGACGAAGUGAAAGUAGUAUCCAUCGAUUGUGAGAGAAAAAAUAAGGAAGUGAAAUAUUAGAAGUUGUGGCCUUGUUCUUUGAAAAUGGGAACCAUGGACGGAACGAUGAAUUUAUUGUAAGAUUUACACAACUAGGACAUGUGUUUUGUCUUCUAAGUUUGUAUUUCUUCGAAGAUUGACAAGAACAAGAACAGAGUACACGAAAAAAUGCCUAAAAGUAGGACUGGAAUGGUGCAAGGAGCAGCGCACAUAGCGCAAGCAUUCCUUCUGCUGUUGCUGGUUGGCGGCCAAACGACGUUUUUGCUAAUCUCGGCCAAAACCAUGAACAAAGAAAGAUGGUCCCCGCAGGGAGAAGGGCGCGAUACUCUUUGUCCUCGGACGCGGCAUGCCUUCGGAGGAUCAGCCGAACAGCGGGCAGCCAUCGCGGAGUGGACCGACACCGUCGGCCCGGCAACGGUACUCGAGGAGGAAUCGCCACAGCUUAUGGUGGCCAAACAGAAUAAAAUGAGAUAUGCGAUUCAUCUUGCGGAAACGAACCCACUUGCCAUAGUCAUCGCGCCAUCCUGCACGCCCAGCCUGGGUGGGGAAAUUCGAUGGACGGUCGUUCAGAACGAAACCGAAAUCCUCGCCAGCAAUAAUGCACUGAGCAAACCGUACUACAUCCUUCCAUGCGCAUCACGAGGCUUGUAUCACAUUUGGGUGGAAAUCACCGACAUGUACUGUGAGGCGGAGAUUUCCUUUAACACGCGAAGCCUCGUCGACCUGUGGCCGUUGUUGAACCGAACGUCACUAUCCCCCAUCAAGUUUCACCAGCACCCUCGCCGGCAUCAACUUCUAGUCAAAUGGGAUAAGAGCAAAUUCGACAUCCACGCGAUGCACUAUUGCUUGGCAAUCAGCUUGGACCAUCCGCAGCGAACCCUCUGCCAGGCGCUUGGAAACUCUCAGUAUGGAUCCAGAUGUGGCAUUUCCAUGGCGGAAACGCUCCAACGGAUAUCGGUCGAAGAGGAGAAGAAAGUUCCACAAGACGCACGCACGACAAUUGCCUGCACUGGCGUUCGCACGAAACAGCUUCUCAGGGGUUUGAAGGUGAACUCAACUUAUUUUCUGGAUGUCUUUGCCGUUCACACUCAGAAGAAUAAUUUAUCCUACCUGUUGGGUUCAGCCACUGUCCAUGUGAAUCGAUCUCGCCCUACCCAGCUAUUCGAAGGUAAACUGUUUGUAGGAAAACUGUCAACGCUUGGUGGUUUGUCGCUUUUCAGUUUCAAAGUGCCCAAGCGUUCGCCUCGCAAUGUUACCCUCAGGCUAUUGGUGACGCCAUGCAGCGGCACAGUCAAUUUGGAAAUCUAUCAAAAGAAACGACUUGUGACGAAGCCGUUCUUGGACAUCUACUAUCCGCGGGUGAUCACGGUCGGUAGUGUCGUUCCGGGUGAACGAUAUCUGUUUCAGGUUUCGGAAGCCGACGAGCACUUUCGCACCAAUCGCAUACAGAUUGCGGUGACGACCAAGGACGAGUUCGCAAAUCUUCCGCAGCUGCCGCUGAAUACGACGGUGGCGGAGCUGACACAACUGAGGACCUGCCAUGCUACAACAAUUGCUUGGUAUAGUUCACCGGAUAAACGGAAAAUAAGAUACUGCACCUACAUAUUCAAACAACAUACCAAACAUCAGUACUACAGCAACAUAAAAAUGCCAUCCUAUUGUGAGUUGGAAAGUCGCGACAUCUACUUCAACCCUCAACUGCAGCAAAUGCAUUGCAUCUUCUCGGACCAGAUAAACCACACCGAACCUGUGCCCAAAUCGAUGUCCAUCACCAACCUCGCACCGGCCCACUAUUAUCUGAUCUUUGUAACGGCCAGCCUGGGAAACGGUCGAAGCAUUCCCUACCGAUCUGCCAGGAUUAAAACCCACCCAUACUGUCGGGAUGGUGAUUCCAAUCUGGCAACUCCCAGUGUCACCCAUCAGCAGCGUAUUCGGAAUGUCUCGGUCAUCAGGAAGCCGCACCACCAACAACACCAGCAGAACCAUGCGCGCGGCAACAGUAGCAUCAACAUGCUGAAAUCCGGCGGCCAGAACAAGCAGCACCGGCAGUUGAUCGAGAGGAGAAACAACCGACUAAAGCGAGAUAACAAGUAGGAUGUAGCAGAUUUGCGACAGACUGCAGCAACAAUGUAGAAUUGUUGUUGAAAAAAAAAUGCACGCAUAUAAAUCCUUCCUAAUUGAUUUGGCACAGGAUCAAACCUGAGUCACCCCAUGCGAUGGAACCCGGGACUCAGCAGAUCAGCCAGGCAGGAGGAGGUCCUCUGAUUUAUGUAGCUUUCGCGUUCCUCACACAACCGCACAUAUGCAAUCACACAUACAUGCUGCCCAUGGAAGGCGUUUAUUGGCAGUUAAAUUUUUGUUCCAUGUUCAAACCAAAAAAAACAAAACGGCAGUCUAGUUGCUAGGAGUUAAGACAUGCAGUCACUCGUGUGAGAUUUAUUUCCCUGCUAUAUAGAAUACGUGCUAUGACCGUUUUCAGCUUGGAUCGGGGAGUCCGGGAGAAAGUGAAAUAAAAAUUGUAUUGCGUUAAUAAAUUAGGGAUGCGACGCCGGCAGCCACUUGUGACACAAACCGAAGCGAAAGUAAAAGAAAUUCUCUCGAAAAUAAAAUUACAGAAACGAUGUAAAAUUUAUGACACGCACCGGAAGGAUACAGUUUUCUGAAGCUUGGAGCGUUCGCAUAUUAUAGCAGCAAGUGUAACAAAGCCAAUGAGAUCUCAGUGCAAGCAGAUAGCAGCAUCGUAGCCAUAAACUCUUAUAAACGGAUCCAUAUAAAUGCUAAUAUGAAUAUUACAUUGUAGGUUCGAGCCAUGCCGCCAAAUAGGCAAAAGUGUUGUUACUAAAUAAUUGUAUAGUAGACAUUAAGGAUGACUUUCGGGACGGUUGGGUGCUGCCCCCGCCCAGUCGCGGAAGCCGCACGUACUUUACUUUAGCAUGUAAGGACCCAAGUGGGGGAUGUUGCCCCACGACAUCUCCACUGCUUGUACCAUUGAUUGGUUUUAUGAGCGCGAUUAUUAUGUCUAUUCUUUGGAAGAAUAUUUAUUCGAUGAUAUUUUCUACUUGUGUAACUUAACAUUCAGUCGUAUGUAAUUGUACCAUUAACCAUGAUUUGAAGUGUAUUUUAAAAAUAGAAAUACAUAAGUAUUAUA